AUUAGAAGUGAUACAUCGGAGAUCCUGGGUGAGACCAUGCCGCUCAUUAAAGACAAGGUGAUGGAAAUGAACCACAUCUAUGCCAAAGUUGAUAAAUUAGAGGUAUUAGUUAAAAUGGUUGCAUACCAUGUUUUCUUCCCAGAAGAGCAAGUGCUUGAAGCAGAAAAGAGCCAUGGCACCUUUCUUAAAACUGUUUGCAAAUUACUUCAGUGUGCAGCUAUCUCAUCGUUUAAAAAUGCAUCUUAG
Molecule: messenger RNA, 246 nt
Organism: Balearica regulorum gibbericeps (East African grey crowned-crane)
Lineage: Eukaryota; Metazoa; Chordata; Aves; Gruiformes; Gruidae
Source: RefSeq, a predicted model, not a curated record